This is a messenger RNA of Mercenaria mercenaria, 3129 nucleotides long. Its product is annotated as hemagglutinin/amebocyte aggregation factor-like. The record is from RefSeq and is a predicted model, not a curated record. The transcript has 6 exons. Lineage: Eukaryota; Metazoa; Mollusca; Bivalvia; Venerida; Veneridae. Bases 146 to 691 code for a protein of 181 amino acids.
UAAACCGGGCCAGUCUAUUUUGUAAGUGCAAUAAAACUGUGGAGGAUACGGAAAUUAUUUACUGCUGUUUAAGGAUACACAUCGAUAUAAGACUACAGAUCAAAAUAAUAACAGAGGAAAUACACGUAGAAGUGUUCAGAAGAAAAUGGCUCAUUUUGGAGUUCUAUGUUUUGUUACGAUCGUGUGUCUCAGUAUAAGACGAUCUGACAGCUAUUAUGACUUCAAAAACAAAUAUGACGAGAUACUGGACUUUGAAUGUGCAUCUGAAAAGCAGGCUAUUAGCUAUAUAUACAGUGUUCAUGAUAAUGGACGCGAGGACAGAAGAUUCCGCAUCCUUUGCAGAGACGUACCGGGUGUACGAGGUCCGAGAAGGUGUGAGUACUCAACAAAUUGGGAACAUGCUUUUGACGAGCUGUUAGCAUUCCAGUGUAGGUCAAAUAUGUACAUUGUUGGCAUGAAAAGUGAACACCAUAAUCAUAAUGAGGACAGAAGAUGGAAGUUUCGCUGUUGUGGAUUUAAUGACUUUCAUCCGUAUGAUUGUGAGUUAACAGGAUGGACCAAUGAUUACGAUGGAGUACAAGACUUUAGAGUACCCGACGGAAAAGUUAUAAAGGGGGUCAUUUCUAUCCAUGACAAUAACCGAGAGGACAGAAGAUAUAGGUACAAUGUUUGCAAAGUGAAGAAAUGGUGAUAAACAUGAAUCAAACAGGACAAGACCAAAGUGACACGGGAUAAACACUGACUAUCUGCACUUGACCUGACUAAAUUACUAUUCAACAACAGUAUUCGUGUUAAAGAGCACGGCCUCCAUAUUAACGUGAAAAUAUCAGAAUUGUUAAAACAUGUGAAAAAAUAUGCCGAGUAAUAAAAACUAUACACCAUUGUUAUCGAAGUGGACCUUAUGAUAAUGAUACAAUUGAUUUUCUUCUAUUUCACAUCACAUUUGAAAUGUGUCACUUGGACUUGUGCACGAAUCCUACAUAUUCUACAGACAGCUUGUGUGUGUUUUAUAAAUAGAUUUUCUUCAUACAGUAUACUUUAAGUUGUGGAGUUUUUUUUUUCAUCAAUCUCGUAAAUAAUUUAAAUGUUCCAUUCCCCUUUUGGGUCAGUGACCAUUCAUAGGUUAAAAUAUAAACGUUUUGAAUUGUUUCAUUUAUAUUAUUUCUUGAUUUGGAUUGCCUUUGCACUAAGCUGACAUAUACCCAAUGACUUUAAGCUAUAUAUAUGGCAGUCAUAUAACUCUUGCAACAUGUAUACAAGUAUUAUUAUAUUCACUUAUUAUUAUCUACUAAAUCUGAUCCGAUGUGGUGGUUUCUUUUGUGAUACUUGGAGCGUGACUAUUGUUGCAUGUGCACGUGUAACGCGUGUAGUAAGUCACGUUAUACAUAAAUCACAGUACGCUUUUAUAAGAACGAAAUGUUAUUACAUGCUGAAGUCGAUUAUGAAAUCAACAAACAUUUUAUCAAAAUUUCCCGACUUUUGUUUUAUAAAAGAUCCAUUCUUUAUAAUCAAUAAUGAUUCGUAUUCUUCCCAAAAGUAGGCGUUUGCCAAAAUCUUUUCUAAAAAUGUUAUAAAGCGAAAAUAACACCAGCCAGUUAUAUCGGCAUUGGAAAGUUAUCGAAAUAAAUUAUACUAGACAGGCUGCGGAUCUAGCAUCUGCGUAUGACACCACCACGUGAACUUUUUAAAUUUCGUCAACGUCGCCUUUCUCAAAAUCUUUUAUUCGAAAAUAACACCAAUCAGUUAUAUCGGCAUUGGAGAGCCAUCAAAGCAGGCUGUGGAUCUAGCAUCUGCAUAUGACACCACCACGUGUACGUUUUAAGAUACGUCAACUUCUCCUACGUUACGGUGGUGUGUUGAAAUGUUAUUUAUUCAUCAUGUAAUAAUUUGACAAACUGCUCAGUUUGUUAUCUUUUAACGAUGUAACGACUUAAACGAAUAUUCGAUAUUCUUAUCCGGCGACUAUAUGUGAGCUUCAUGAACAGGAGUCACGCUUCGCUUAGCACAGACUACACCUAAAUACCUGUGUCUAUUACGCAAUCAAUAAAUCAUACGUGGAUAUUUUUGUUCCCUAAAUAAAUUUCUAACAUAUUAAUAUAUGAAAAGUAAAGAAUGCCAUAAUGUGACUAACCACCUUUAAUACAACAAAUAUAAAGUUGAAGUCUAAAUUAGUAAUAAUCUGUCAUGAAAGUACAUUUCACAUUCAGUUUACGUGUAAUUUGAUCUAUACAUAGAGUAUUAAAAUAUGUAAUUACUCGGAUGGUUUGUUUGCAGUUUUUUUUCUACAAUUUAUAUAUUAAAUUCAAACUACAAUUACCAAAGUCAGUCUACGUAGAUAGACAAUCUUUAAUUAAAAUUUCUGAGUGAUGUAUUAAAGCUUUACGUUUUCCAUAUAAUUAUAUAUGCAUCCACUACUGGAUGCACAUGCUAUUAAAAGGCUCAUGAAAUUGGCUUCUUACUUUUUACUAUUUAAUGGCAUUUUCAUGACCAUAGCUUUAACGCCAUAUAUUAAAAAGCCAUGAAAUAAGUCAAUUAAAAUCCUGGUAAAAUAUACCUUGUUAAAAUGACUUUGAGGGCCAUGAAAAGCUUCUAAAAAUAAAACAUUAAAAUAAUUCAAUUGGCUCCUUAAAACCCCAUGACAUUUUUUAAUUGGCAUUAAAUUAAUGAGCCAUUAAAAAAGUACCCCUUAAUUUCACAUUAAUUAGUAAAAACGAAGAGGGCCAUUAAUUUUUUUUUAAUACUCUAUUAAUGGCUGUUAAUUAUUUAGAAUUAGUUAAUUGUCUCAUUAAAUAUGUCAGAUUCAAUUUUAAUGAGUUUGCAAUAUUGUAAUGGUAUAUCAAAUAAAGGGCCAUGAAAAUUUACCACAAGAAUUAUUAGUCAUUAUUAAGAUAAUCAACUUAAUAUUGAGAUUUGCCUUAUAGAUUUAAACUAUGUAUUACUACACAUGUAAUAGUAUCUAUACACAUGUACUGUUUUAUAAAAUGCUAGAAGAAUAUUUUAUUCUUUUUUUUUCUUAUUAUUUUGUUAUGUAAACACAUGUAACAGCCUUGUACAAACAUUUGUCAUAUUGUAUUCUCAUUCUGCCAUAAUAUGUUAAUAUGUAAUCAGAAAAUAAACGGAUAUUGUAUU